GCCAUUCGGCUGUUUUGGACUUUGGUUGGCUUAACUUUUGACGGGGAGGCAAUGCCUCUCUGCGGUCCGUGAGUAGCGCAUUACGGGAGGGCGGAUCAUCGCAGAGGCAGCGACACUCACAGAUUCCCGACUAACUGUCAAAAACAGGCAGCGAACGGACAAUGGCAGACCAGGACCUGAGUCUGAGCGAUGCUCUGGCUGACAGUGUGCCUCAGUCCGACCCAGAGGACUUGGUGCAGAGGGACUUUGUGGCUACGCUCGAGGCCGAGACCUUCGACGACCAGGUGGGGGAGACGGUGGGCAAGAAGGACUACAUCCCCCUGCUGGACGACGACGACAAGAAGGACGAUGCAGAGCCAGUGUUGGAAAAUGGAGAGCAGCAGUCCCAUGGGGCACAGAACCCUGCAGGUCUGGCAGUGACGCUGGGAGGACAGAAAGCAGCGCAGCGCCCGGAACCACAGGGGGAAGUGCGCCCCCACCCAACAGAACAGCGUGUCUUCGCAACAGAUUUUCUGUCAGGCUCAAUGAUGUCUGGGUUUGGGAAUCAGUGGGACAGCCAGCCAAUAGCCCCCCAGAUGCAAGGCGGGGGCCUGAUGGGCACUUUCCCAGGCUUCUCCCAGCCCGGAAUGGUGAACAUGGAUGUGGGGAUGGCUCCCUUCCAGACAGAGAGGCCCCCCAGCAUCGCCGAGCCUCAGAAGUCUCCCCUGUCGCUCGCCUCCGAACCCCAGAAACAGCCCCCGCCGUUCUCUUCCCCAGGACUCCUGGGUGACCCCUGGGAGGUCCACGGCGGGCUGCAGACGGACUUGACUUUCACCCCCAGCGUAUCCACGGUGAUCAGUCGCCAUGCCAGCCAGUUGGCUGAGAGCCCCCUGGACCCCCAGUGGCCCCACCAUCAGAGCAUGGGGGCCGGGGACGAGAGGGAGAGCGAGGUGGCCGACAGAAAGCAGCAGCAGAAGAAGAAGAAGAAAAGGAGGCCCCGGGAGGAAGUGUACGAUCUCCUGGAGAACAGGGGCCCCGCGGAUAAUCUGGGCGAGAACACCCUGCCAACCGACAGCCCCCGCAGACCCUCCCCUCGGAGAGAGGAGGGCUGGGAACGCGAAGACUGGGGAAGAGGAGGUGGCAGGGGCAAGAAGGGGAGGAGCAGAAAGAAGUUUCCGGAAGAAUGGGCUGUGCUUCAGGAUCCGGCCCUGUCCACUCCGGGCUUUCAUUCCCAAGAGAUAGCGGCGGAGCUGCUGGCGCCCUCCCUCAGCCGCCCCCAGGCCAUGGACACCUCCGGCCCCGGCAUGCAGGACCCCCUCGUCUGCCUCACCGAGGACUCCCACCCGCUAGGCCUGGAUGACGGCCUCAUUCCCAGCAUGCCCUCCUCCCUCACUCAGGACCUGUUCUCUCUCACAGCCUCCUUUCCCACUUCCUCACUGAGCCCUGAGCCCUUCCCUGCUGGCCCCACCGCCAUAUCUCCCAAUCUGGGAACAGGCCCCUCGCCCAAAGAGACCCCCCCACAGUCACCUGGUCUGGAGAAUUCCUUUUCCGCAGGUGGCACAGGCACCCCUGUGGCCCCCCUCUUAGCAGCCGGUAGCCCCACUCCGGCGAAGGCCGAAGAAGGCUUGUCCUUUCUUCCCUCAGAUCUUUUUACUGCUGACACCCCUCCUUCCACAGAUAGCGAGGCUCUCCCUCCCAGUCCUAAAGGCGAACAGGCCCAGGGUAUGCCCAGCCAGAAGGCCUCAUUUGGGCCUGUGCCCUCCUCCCCACCAUUGUCUAUAGAGUCUCCUCUUUCAACCAGCACCUCUCCACAACCUGAGGCCCCCGCUGGUAAAAUGGCCCCUGCUCCAUCAUCAGAAACGUCUAGCAAAGACAACAUCCAUGUAACUACGAAAGAUUCCCCUCUCAUACCUGUUGAAGGGGAAUUGUCUCCUCCUUUAACACCCUCUCAUAUGGACAGCUUUACUCUUGAAUCCCCACUGUCAGAGGAGCACCCUGAAGACACCCAAGGCCUCCUUCCCGCGUCCUCUCCUAAAGAGCUGAAAGAGGCUGCAGGCCAAAAGCGGAAACAGCCGAAAAAAUCCCGCUCCUCCUCCUCAAAGAGUCCGACCUCGCCAGUCCUCAGCCCCUCCGCCCCAACUCCUCCGGCUGUCAGCUCACUCUCCCCGCUGGCUGCCCCCUUCCCCGCUCCGAACUCGGACCUGAACCCCACGGCCGUGCCCUUUUUCCCCAUCCUGUCGGAGCUCCAGGAGCCCCCCCCAGGGGACCCCUUGAUGGCAGAAGUGAAAACCGAAAAAACAGACAACUCUCAGAAGGUGGAGAAAUUUGACCUGUUUGAUACGAAGGAGGUGAAGGUGGAGAAGUUUGACAUGUUUGAGAAGAAAGAUAAGGCAGACAGUGUGGACAAGCACGAGAAAGAGAAAACCGAGAAGGUGGAGAAAAUGGAUGUCCUAGAAAAAACUGACAAAGCAGAGAAGAAGACAGAGGAGAAGAUGGAUAAGGUGGAGAAGGCAGACAAACAAGAAAAGAUGGAGAAGACAGACAAGUUGGAGCAGUUGGAGAAACAAGAAAAGAAAGUGGAGAAGGUGGAGAAACAGGAAAAAAUGGAAAUGGCAGCCAAGAUGGACAAACAAGAGAAGUUGGAGAAGACUGACAAGACAGAGAAAGUGGACAAGGAUAAAGAGGUGAAGUCGGAAAAGGCUGAGAAGGUAGACCAGGCCGAGAAGAUGGAAAAGGUUGAAAAGGUAGAGAAGACUGAGAAGAAGGAGAAUAAAGCAGGAACCGCUGAGAAGAAGGACGACACGGAAAAGACGGAUAAGGCCGACAAAGGAGACAAAGCCGAGAAGGCGGGGAAACCGGCUGGAAAGCCCCCGGUGACGAACGGGGUCAGUGCAGCACCCAGCAAGGACGCUACCAGCCCCGACAAGAAGACUAAGCCCGCCGCUGCUGCGUCAGCCAAACCCGGCGCUGGCAAACCGCGGCCGAGCUCGCUAUCCACGGGCGCGGCCGCGCCCAAACGCCCGUCCCCCACUUCCAACUCCGCCGCCCCCGGCAAAAAAAGCCCCAUGCCUAAGGCCACUACCCCUACCGCUGGCGCCAAGCGGCCCCCGUCCGCUGCCAGCCGCCCCCCCGCCUCUGCCGCGCCCCGUGAGGUCAAGCCCAAGACCAGCGCUACAGAGAAGCGCCCCCCUGUGGCCAAGGCCAACGCCGCCGGCCCGGGAGCGUCCGCGGCCUCCAAAAACGGCUCUUCGGCCACGGACGCCGCGAAGCCCCGCGUCCCCCUGUCCGCCCGCGCCCCGGCCAGAGCCCCCGCGGCCCGACGCCCCGCAGCUGCCAAGACUGAGAGCAAACCAGGGGAAGUGAAGAAAUCAAGCACACCAAAGACUCCCCCAGCUGACUCCAGUCGCCCCAAGACCACCCCAAACCGGGGCCCGGUCGCCCUCUCCAGCACCCUCGUGGCAAGCACCGCCGCGACCCGCGCCCGAGCGGCCGCCGCCGCUGCCGCCGCUGCCCCUGCCAAACCCGCCGCCCCGCCCGAGAGGAAGCCCCCCGUCCCGCGCGCGCCCCGCUCCAGCGCCACGCCCCGCCCCACCACCGCCCCCGCUCCGGACAUCCGGAAUGUCCGCUCUAAGAUCGGCUCCACAGAUAACAUGAAGCACCAGCCGGGCGGAGGCAAGGUCUCUGCAGCACAGAGCAGAACUGACACUCUGGCACAGGGUUCCCUCACCAAAGAGACCAGCCAGAGCAAAGUUCAGAUAGUCAACAAAAAGCUGGACUUCAGCCACGUCACCUCACGCUUGGGUUCCAAGGACAAUAUCAAGCAUGUGCCUGGUGGAGGGAAUGUCCAGAUACUGAACAAGAAGGUUGACCUAAGCAAAGUGACAUCAAAAUGUGGCUCCAAGGCCAAUAUUAAGCACAAACCAGGAGGUGGUGAUGUGAAGAUAGAGUCCCACAAGGUCAACUUCAAGGACAAGGCUCAGUCCAAAGUGGGAUCAAUGGACAACGUGAGCCACGAACCAGGGGGUGGCAACGUCAAGGCUGAGGGGGAGCAGGAGACAGCUGGGGGGGAUCUGGCUCCCUCUAGUGGCGCCCCGGCCACGGUGCCGGCGGGGAGCGCCGCCCAGGAGAAUGGCAUAAAGGAGGGCGCGCCCUGCGGGGGGGGAGAGGGGCUCCGGGACCCCCGGGGCCUGGACUCGCGCAUCCCUGAGACAAAUUGAGUCUCGCAAGCUCAGCUUUCGCGAGGGCGCCCGGGCUCGCACGGACCACGGCGCUGACAUCAUCUCCUGGCCAGCCUCGGGCGGGAGCCCACACCACCCACCGCGCAGCGUCUCUCUCAAUGACUCUCUCAGUUCCGCCAGCUUCCUCCGCUCGCCCCCCGCCCUCGCCUCCCUCUCCCUGCCGGGGCAGGGGGGCAUCGGCGCUUCAGCGGGACAUAGGACUUGAGUUCAGCCAUCCCACUCUGACAAACCCCCCCACCCCCCCCCCCCUCCCCUCCCCUCCCAUCCCAUCCCAUCCCAUGCCACCAUACCCAGCCCUCACGGUCCCUCCAUUUCCCAAACGGCUAAGCUGACAUUUGUACAUGCACAGGGCCUCAGGCAGGGCAGGACGCACGGUGAGGGAGGGUCUGUCUCGCAGGAUUGGGUCGGGUUGCCAGGGACCUCGCCGUCUCUGCCUCCUGUAAAUCCGAUUGGCUGAGACAGUGCUCGAGAUCGAACCGCUCGUACAGGCGGUGCAAAGUCAGUGCAGUGCAACUGCCCUGCCUGCUCCCUGUUUCCAGCGGCAACGCUCUCUUACACAGUGUGACCCUCCCCCCCCCACCUCACCAAAAGCAUGAUGCUUAUAGUGUGGCACUUUAGUCUUACACAGUGUACAGUGUGUCCCUUUGCCAUCUCGGUGACAGAGCAUCUUCAUGGACAGCUCUCCCCUUCCCCCUCCAGCUAUGGAAACCUCCAGGAAUCACAUGUGGCUUAUAGAGCAGUCUAACAGUAAUAAAGUGUAGCACCCCUUAUUGUGAGCAUGUGGGGCUGUCCCAAUAACCAUAGACUACCCUUUCACAUUGCCACAGUCCCACCCCCCAUUUCAAGAGCUCUCCUCUUCAUUCACCUUCGACCUCACUCACAACCAAUAGAAGCAAGUAGUCUGUUUGAACUGUAGGCUAUUUAAAUAUCUUUAAACUCUGUGUUUCGUGAUGAUGUGUUUGAGUAAUUGCUGUAACAAUGAGCUGUGUUGUUAUGUUCUGUUUUUCUUUUUCUUUUUUACUCUGAUUUCUUUUCUUCAUGGUUUGGUUCUUUUUUUUUCUCUCUCUCUCUCUCUUAAAGCAAUAUGAUGGUUUUUGCUAAUAGGACACAGAAAUCCUCGAGUACACGCACAUAUUUCAGACAGUCGUACACAGACACAGUGAUGGACACACCUCCAAUCAGGGCUUUGAGACUGAGGCAGAUUAUCACGCAUGCAGAGAGGGAGAUGGAGAGGCAGUUAAACAGGAAGGUGAUGGAACUGGAGAGGAAAUGCUGAGGUACAAUAUUUAGGGACAGCUGAAUGUGUAUUCUAGAGUUUGUACAAUGUUCCUAUGGUGUAUGUCUUUCCUAGACUGAUUUUAAUGAGUAUUGCUUAGCUGCUUCCAAUCCAGUGGCAGAUAUGACUUAUCCUGGAGAAUGCAGUUUGUCAUUGUGAUGCGAGACGUGAUGUUGUCAUGAUUGAAACCUAAAACGGAAAGGAACUUGCUGAAAAGGAACAAGUGUGAGAUUGGUGGAAGGACGUGCCAAGAAUGUGCCUCUUUCCCUGAUUAACUGAAACUUGCACAGGUACUGGGCAUGUUUCAAAGACUGAGGAGCUCUUACUGAAUGUUAGAAAGUCAGUUUAAGAAAGCAUUCUUUGUAACCACCUAGUAUACUCUUUGCUCUUUUGGAUUCUGUACUAAAUCAACUGUAAUUUCAGUUGUGUUGUUAGUUUUGUUUUUGUUUGUUUGUUUGUUUUUUUGGAAGGGGGUUACAUAUUGUGUUAUUGGCUAAUAUUUGGUUAACAGUAUCUGAAUAUUUGUCAGGCGUUCCCUGUGGGUAUUGGCCAUAGAACACUAAGUGUGGCUUGCAUUUGUAACACUGUAAAAAAAAAAAAUAUGACUACCAUGUAAAAGUUCAAGGCAGGGCAAAACGGUCUUCACAGCUUAAGAGAUUUAAAGUAAUCUGUAAUGCAAUGUUGUGGUCUGGUAUCCAUGUCCAUUGAGAAUUUUGAAUGAGGCUCUCGUUGUUCAGUAGAGAAGUGGUAAUAACUUUGAAGCUUGCUGUGACGCUACUCAGUGCCGUUAAUCUUUAUUUCAGCUCACCUGUAUUGAGACAGUGGGCAGGAGGUCUAAGGCAAGGUUACUGCUCUUGAUUUGACCUACUACAGUGAUUAAAUUUCUCAGCUAACAUUACUAAUUAGCCUAUAUGAGCUAUACAGGUCCCCUAAACUAUUUGAGGGGUGGGAGUCUUAUGCAUUGAUUAAGAGACCAUGCGGGGUGGCCGGUAGUUUAUGUGUGUGUGUGUGUGUGUGUGUGUGUGUGUGUGUCAGUUAGGAUGGGAAACCCUUGAUCUUUUCAACAUCCACUGUUGGUACAAUGUUUGCAAGGCAAAAGUACAAAUGAUCAGAAAAGGCAUGUUAUGCUUAAAUAAGAGAUAAGGGUACACUGUGAUGAAGAGCAGAUGGGAUUUCUUGUUAGUUCACAGUGCGGGAUAGAGGGCCUCAAUCUAAUUAAAUGAAGGAAACUCAAUGCACAUGUAAGUCAGAAAAUGUAUAGUAAUGGAAAUCAAAGUGUCGGGAAAGACAGCAGUUAAGAAAACUGAAAAUAAAAUUUCAAACGAUAAUCUUUUUCACGCUUGAAUAAUCCCUUGAGUUAAAAACGAUUUUAAAAAAGGAAAUUCGCAAUAAUGUUUACUAUUAAUAUCAAAGAUGUUAUUUUGAAUGAAGAGAGGUUUGUAGAUAUUUCUAUAUGAGCUAUUUUGUAGUGUGGCACUAGCGCAAGCGGUUGCUGUAGACCUGUCUUAGUCUCCUGGUGGUGAGCCUGCACACUGUGGAUUUCAAUGUCGUGCUUCUGGUGCCACGGUCGUUCUCAAACUGAGUUCUCCUUGUGCCUGUCCGCGGCCACUUUAAGAUCACUCACCUUCCCCAGUCUUUACUACAACUCACACUCAUCCCUCUGUGAUCACAAGGUUGUAUAUAGAUAUAUAUCUUACUGUUUAUACACUAUAUCACCACAGGGAAAAAAAAUAUUUUUAGGAUCAUGUGGAUGUCGAGUACGAGUUUUACAUUCAUUUAGCUUUUAACCAUUUCUGGGAAGUGUUUUUUUUUUUUUUUUUUUUUUUGGAAAUUCAGUAAGUUUGCCUUUUUUCAGAAAAAGGGCUGAAGAAAAAGAAUGUUUUUGAAACGUAAUGUAAUAAAGAUGCAAGACGCUUUUAUGUGUUUUCGUUUCGUUCUCCGAGCCACGGUGUGGUGGGUGUGUGGAUAGGGAGCGGGUGAGGGGUGUGUUGUGGGUAGCGGGUUUGUCAGCACGGAGGGGGCUAACUGUUUCCUCCCGUCUCACAUGGCCCAAGCUACCCACCACUCCCCCCUCCUCAGCCCCAGUCUUAAAACUCUGCCAUUUGCAGGAAAGGCCUUUCCUAUCAACACACCGGGACACUCUGGCUUUCUCACACCCAAAAUAAAAUGGAUUGAAGUUUUAAGUGUAUAAUUUGAGAUGUUUUUAAUGUGCCAUUAUGGAACAGGGUGCUCUGUGCAGUCGGAAAGGUGAGCAGCGAUGUCUGGAGUAAUCUCAGAUCUGGGAACAGUUAUGCCUCCUGUGUUCUGCUCCAUACAUACGUGGUCCUGGAGUGUUGUGGUGAUGUUGGUGCCCUUCCGUACCCCUUGUGUGAGACUAACAGUAGCUGUCGGUCAGCCUGUGUUACUUAUAGUGCUCCGGGGAAAGCGGCAACAAGCCCCGUAGUCCUGCUUCUGCUAGUAGAGCGUACCAAAAUGUGCACACAUACUAAUAGCACACCGUAUGAGCAUGCUGAAGGGGUUCUGUUAACUAGACGGUUGUCAUUCACGGGAAUUGUUUGUCGUUAUUUUUUUCUUUUUCUUUCAUUUUGGAUUACUUUUUUUGGUUUGAAAGAAGUGUUAUUGUGGUUAAUUGUUAACUAGUGAUGUGAUUAUUAAACAUGAAAUAAAAUUUAAAAAAUUAAGAA
Messenger RNA from Anguilla anguilla (European eel), 8177 nucleotides. RefSeq names its product microtubule-associated protein 4. The coding region runs from base 162 to 4196 and encodes 1344 amino acids. Gene Ontology annotation, biological process: neuron projection development; microtubule cytoskeleton organization. Lineage: Eukaryota; Metazoa; Chordata; Actinopteri; Anguilliformes; Anguillidae. The record is from RefSeq and is a predicted model, not a curated record. Gene Ontology annotation, cellular component: neuron projection. Gene Ontology annotation, molecular function: microtubule binding. The transcript is spliced from 18 exons.